AUGAAGUCAGUCCUCAUCGCCGCCGUCCUCGCUUCGGCUGGUGCCCUGGCGCAGAGCCCUCUGCCUUCGUGCGCUCAAUCUUGCGCCUUGAACAUUCUCGCCUCCAGCGGCUGUGGUUCCACUGACGUUGCCUGCGUCUGCAAGUCCAAGGUCUUUGUCGAAGGCUACACUUCCUGUGUGACCAAGGCUUGCAGCUCCGAAGACGCCGCCAAGGCCGAGCAAUACGGCGUUCAACUGUGCGGCUCUGCUGGCGUGAGCGUUGGCGGGGAGGCCCCGGCCACCGAAGCUCCUGCGGCUUCGAGUGAAGCACCCUCAGCGCCCUCGACUCCGACUGAAGCCCCUUCGGCUCCUUCCGCCCCGGCUGUCCCGUCUGCUCCUGAAGCACCAUCCGCGCCAUCCGCUCCCUCUCCGCCUUAUCCCCCCAAGCCCUCUGAGGAGGUCCCACCUGUUGUUCCUCCCGAGUCCAAGCCCGCCGAAGUGCCUACCGCUCCAGCUACUCCUGCCACACCUACGGCCGUCGUUCCAACUGCUGGUGCCGGAAUUGUCCAGGUCUCGAACGCGGUUAUCCUCUCAGUCGGACUCUCGAUGAUGCUGGUUCUACUAAACUAA
Messenger RNA from Fusarium vanettenii 77-13-4, 609 nucleotides. RefSeq lists its product as uncharacterized. The record is from RefSeq and is a predicted model, not a curated record. The coding region runs from base 1 to 609 and encodes 202 amino acids. The transcript has 4 exons. NCBI's taxonomy places the organism in Eukaryota, Fungi, Ascomycota, Sordariomycetes, Hypocreales, Nectriaceae.